AUGGACUCCUGGCUCAAACCUGGUUGGAACGGCGACCUACGAGUGCCUCUGCCUGUGGCAGAUUCACCUUCAGAACAGGGAGACCAAAGUUGCAGCCAUAAGUCUCCUUCGUCUCCAGACGACAAUCAACUUCCACAGCAGCAGAUGUCCCCAGAUUCAGAACAUUACCCCGUAUCCAGAGCCAACAUGCAAGCCAACCGACACCGCGAGCCUUCUCCUCAUCCUCCUCCGCCAGCUUUUCACUUCAUCCUCACUUCAUCCUCACUUCAUCCUCACUUCAUCCUCACUUCAUCCUCACUUCAUCCUCACUUCAUCCUCACUUCAUCCUCACUUCAUCCUCACUUCAUCCUCACCUUUACUUUGACCUUCAUCCUCGUCCCCAUCAUCAUCAUCAUCUUUGCUUCAUACCUAUUUUCAUCUCGAUGUGUUACGAAGCUGCUGCUGUUGCUGCUGCUGUUAGCGCCGCUACAACAGCCUGUCAAACACCCCCAUUGCCCAUUUGUGCUGACAGAUCACGUUCUCGACAUUCUUAGCGGUGGCCAUGACGUUGUGGUCGUCAAGAAACUCCUGCCGCCGCGCUUUGAGCUCCCGAACCACGUCUACAGCGCUAUUCAGACGCGUUACGACCCUCCGCCACCAGACCUCAGUGAUAGCAGCAGCACCAACUACAUCAUCAAGGUACUACAACCGCUCCAGCCGCCUGUUCAGGUCGUCCAAAUCGUCCAGCAAAGUUGUCUCCCACGCGAGUGCAGGCGUGUCGCUGGCCACGCUACGCCGUAUAUUGCAUAG
This is a messenger RNA of Colletotrichum navitas, 789 nucleotides long. RefSeq lists its product as uncharacterized. Bases 1 to 789 code for a protein of 262 amino acids. The record is from RefSeq and is a predicted model, not a curated record. The transcript has 4 exons. Lineage: Eukaryota; Fungi; Ascomycota; Sordariomycetes; Glomerellales; Glomerellaceae.